AAAAAAACAGAAAAAAGCUACGUGGCCACUCUUAUUGCUACGCGUCGAUGCAAAGAACAAUUAUUUUCAUUUAAAUAGCAAUUCACUACUAAUAAUUAAAAAGGCUCACUCCAACUCCAACUCCAACUCCAACUAACAACACUCUUCUUCAUUCUUCUUCAAUCAAUGGAAUCUGAAAUCGCCUCCGAGUUUCUUCCUUUCUGCCGGAUUUACAAAGACGGUCGUGUAGAACGACUCAUCGGCACCGAUACCAUCCCGGCCUCUCUAGAUCCAACAUACGACGUCGUUUCAAAAGACGUUAUAUACUCACCGGAGAAUAACCUCUCCGUUCGUCUCUUCCUCCCUCACAAAUCAACAAAACUCACCGCCGGUAACAAGCUCCCUCUACUUAUCUACAUCCACGGCGGAGCUUGGAUCAUCGAGUCACCUUUCUCCCCACUCUACCACAAUUACCUCACUGAAGUAGUCAAAUCCGCUAACUGCCUCGCUGUCUCUGUUCAGUAUCGCCGUGCACCGGAAGAUCCUGUUCCGGCGGCUUAUGAAGAUGUAUGGUCCGCGAUUCAGUGGAUUUUUGCUCAUUCUAAUGGAUCUGGUCCUGUAGAUUGGAUUAACAAACACGCCGAUUUCGGUAAAGUUUUCCUCGGCGGAGAUAGCGCAGGCGGUAACAUAUCGCAUCACAUGGCGAUGAAAGCUGGUAAAGAGAAGAAGCUAGAUCUCAAAAUCAAAGGUAUUGCUGUUGUUCAUCCAGCUUUCUGGGGAACAGAUCCGGUUGAUGAAUACGAUGUGCAAGAUAAAGAAACGAGAAGCGGAAUCGCGGAAAUUUGGGAGAAGAUUGCGAGUCCGAAUAGUGUUAAUGGGACGGAUGAUCCGUUGUUUAAUGUAAACGGAUCCGGGUCGGAUUUUUCUGGGUUGGGAUGUGAUAAGGUUUUGGUUGCGGUAGCUGGGAAAGAUGUGUUUGUUAGGCAAGGAUUGGCUUAUGCGGCGAAGCUGGAGAAGUGUGAGUGGGAAGGUACUGUUGAGGUGGUUGAGGAAGAAGGUGAGGACCAUGUGUUUCAUUUGCAGAAUCCUAAAUCUGAUAAGGCUUUGAAAUUCUUGAAGAAGUUUGUCGAGUUUAUUAUUGGUUGAAACUUGAAAGAAUGUUUUUUGUGUAAAUGUUCUUCAUGAUCAUGUAAUCUUGUUUUUAAGAAAUAAAAUACAUGAAUUUCAGACUGUGUGAGAGUUAUAUGAACCUGUUAAAUGUGUGUUAUUAUUUUCUUCAACAUGAGAAA
Arabidopsis thaliana (thale cress) is the source of this 1268-nucleotide messenger RNA. It is a transcript of the gene CXE5, whose product is annotated as carboxyesterase 5. The transcript has a single exon. The record is from RefSeq and is marked reviewed. NCBI's taxonomy places the organism in Eukaryota, Viridiplantae, Streptophyta, Magnoliopsida, Brassicales, Brassicaceae. The coding region runs from base 166 to 1125 and encodes 319 amino acids. Gene Ontology annotation, molecular function: hydrolase activity; carboxylesterase activity.